Branchiostoma belcheri (Belcher's lancelet) is the source of this 1584-nucleotide messenger RNA. Its product is annotated as COP9 signalosome complex subunit 8-like. NCBI's taxonomy places the organism in Eukaryota, Metazoa, Chordata, Leptocardii, Amphioxiformes, Branchiostomatidae. Bases 10 to 588 code for a protein of 192 amino acids. Gene Ontology annotation, cellular component: COP9 signalosome. The record is from RefSeq and is a predicted model, not a curated record. Gene Ontology annotation, biological process: protein deneddylation; COP9 signalosome assembly. The transcript has 7 exons.
CUGUACAAAAUGCCGUGUGAAAUGGCAGGAGAUUCCUGUGAUUUUCUGUCGCUCGGAGCCAGCCUAGAACGGCAGGAACUGGAGUCCCCAGGUGGCGUUGCCACGCCGACGGUGUAUUGCCAGCUGCUGGCUGUGUACCUGCUGCAGAAGGACCUAAACAAUGCUAAAUACCUCUGGAAAAGGAUUCCCCAGGCUAUUAAAAAUGCAAACCCCGAGCUUGUAGCGAUCUGGGCGGUUGGUAAGAAGAUGUGGCAGCGAGACUUUCCCUCCAUCUACACGUCCCUGUCUGCGUACCAGUGGUCAGCUGAGGUCAAACAGAUCAUGGCAGCCGUCGCAGAAAGCGUCCGUAGCCGAGCGUGUGACCUGGUGGCCCGAGCCUACUCCUCCAUCAGUGCAGAGGACCUGUCUGCCUUCCUGGGACUGUCUGUGGACGAAGCAGUCAAGGCUGUAGUAGAAAGAGGUUGGCAGGCAGAUCCACAGACCAGGAUGAUCACACCAAAGAAGCCAGCUUCAGUUGUCGUCCCUCCCAGAGAAAGUUCCCAACAUCUACAACAGUUCACAGACCUGGUCGCCUUCCUCGAAAACUGAGACAAAAUGUUGUAAAAUAUUCUACUUCUUCUGAACAGAUUUGUUCUUGUUGAUAAGUUUGUUUGUUUAUUUGUUUGUUGAUCUUGUGGUAAAUAAGUGGUGACCUGUGCAUGGCUAAAGGUGUAAUGCACAAGGUCUGAGGUACUUAGUAUACAGUGUGAGGUACUGAAUUGACAGAAGUCAUCUGACAUGUGGGCAUUCCACUAUUCCUCUAAACAAGUGUAGUGGGACGUCGGUGAAGGUUAGACAUCCAGGUAAUAAGAUAUGCCAAAAAGCAGUCACUCAAGCAACUGGAUAUGAUUUUAGAAACGGUCACAGUUGCUCGAGUAACUACUUUUUGCUGUAAGUGUAGUGGAAUAUAUUUCUAAAGCAAGUUUUUUGAACUGUAAUUUCAAUCACAAAAUUUGGACUCCUCCAAAUUUUCAACUCUCCAACUCCAGUCAUUCUCAAGUUCAAACGAUCAAUCCACUUCUUCUGAUAGGUACAGGUUUUGUACUAAAUAUACAAACGAACAAAUGAACAAUUGCAGUGCAACUUUGUUUCAGAAAGGUUUCUAGUAACAACAACACAGAUGAACUUUCAAGCUGGUGGGACUUUGUGAUUAUCAGGGCAGAGCCUCUGAUGUUCUGAUAAAGAAGGAAAGACAUUUAGUUUGAACAUACAUGUGUUGUUUAUUCUUAAACUGAAAGAUAUGAUAAAUUUCCAUGGAAAGCAAGUACCUGUAUGGUGCAUCUGAAAUUUUGUAAAGGCCAGGUCAGUUUGCUUUCGAUUAUACGUUAGUGCAAUUGUGCAACAUGUGUAAAAAUAAAGCUAUAGCUUAUAUAGCAUGCUGUAGCAAUGCACAGGAUCUUCAAGCAUGAAUUAAUGUUGUGUACAUUUGACAGUAUAGAUGGUCUUUCAAAUGCAAGAAUACAGAACCUUCAACACUGGAACAAAACUGAACACCAGUUGAACUUGUACUGUCUGGAUAUUAUAAUAAAAAGGAGAAAGAAGUCA